AGCAGGGCAGCCAGAAAUCUCGAGUUUUCCCCUCUCACUGCCCCAGGCGGUUUUUUCACGGUAAAAAUAAAGAGAGAGAGAGAGAAGAACCAGAGAGGAUUGAGUGCCAAGCAGGUCCAGAGAGUGAAGGGAAGAGAAGUACCAGGAACAGAGGACUCACUGGCAUAUGCCUUGGAGAAUCUAAAACGCAAUAAUCAAGUGCCCCGAAGCGCAACACAACUCAGAGCUCCGGUUGUUAUCAGCCUGAAAACAAGGCAAAACAGGGCAAAAGAACAAUUCCUAUCCACUGGACGCUUACAGCCACACCGCAGCGCUACCGAUACGGGCAAUAUUGAAGGCUAAAGCAAAAAAAAAAAAAAAAAAAAGAGUAUUCAGGUGUGGUGUGGUGAGGGUGCGAACUAAAGAGCAGACCCCCAACUCCAAGUCAGCGGUACAGACAGGCAAGCUCGUCCGCGGCCCGAAAACCGCCACAGCCACCACCAGCUCCACAGAAACCCGUGGACCUUUACACUGCGCGAGGGGCGAGGGGCGACCCCGGAGGCGGGCCGGGCCAGAACCUCACCCUCCAUCGAGCCGGCUCAACUCCGGGUCAGCCCAGAGUCGCCCCGCCCAGGGUCCAGUGACUCCGGAGUCCCCAGAGAGACACUUCUCAAUUCAGAGGCAGCUUGCUGAUCUAGAGAAAUUAGCUUUUGUAACUGAAGGGGAUUUUGACUCUGCCAAUUCAUUGAACUCAGAUAAUCUUGAUGCAGGAAACAAGCAGGCUUGUCCUUUGUGCCCUAAGGAAAAAUUCAGAGCUUGUAAUAGCCAUAAGCUUCGUCGUCACCUUCAGAAUUUACACUGGAAAGUCUCAGUUGAAUUUGAAGGUUACAGGAUGUGCAUCUGUCACUUACCUUGUCGUCCAGUGAAACCAAAUAUUAUUGGAGAACAGAUAUCCAGUAAAAUGGGCGCCCAUUAUCAUUGUAUCAUUUGUUCAGCAACAAUCACCAGAAGGACUGAUAUGCUAGGACAUGUUAGGCGCCAUGUGAAUAAAGGAGAGACUGAAUCCAGGUAUACUGCUGCUUCUACUGCUAAACCAUCUAAUGAAAUUUUGAAGGAGUCAGACACGGAUGUACAAGUUUGUCCCAACUAUUCUAUACCUCAGAAAACAGAUUCGUAUUUUAAUCCCAAAAUGAAACUAAAUCGGCAGCUAAUAUUCUGUACAUUGGCUGCUUUGGCUGAGGAAAGAAAACCUUUGGAAUGUCUAGAUGCCUUUGGAGCCACUGGGAUAAUGGGAUUACAGUGGGCAAAACAUCUUGGAAAUGCAGUAAAAGUUACAAUCAAUGACUUGAAUGAAAACUCUGUGACAUUGAUUCAGGAAAACUGUCAUUUAAACAAAUUGAAAGUGGUGAUGGACAGUAAAGAAAAGGAAAAGAAUGAUGAUAUUCUUGAAGAAGGAGAAGAAAACCUUGGUAAUAUCAAGGUGACCAAAAUGGAUGCCAAUGUACUGAUGCAUUUGAGAUCUUUUGAUUUCAUACAUCUAGACCCCUUUGGAACAUCAGUGAACUAUCUAGAUUCUGCAUUCAGAAAUAUAAGAAACCUUGGCAUAGUGUCAGUGACGUCUACAGAUAUCAGUUCUUUAUAUGCCAAGGCACAACAUGUUGCCCGGCGUCACUACGGAUGUAACAUCGUCCGAACUGAAUAUUACAAGGAACUAGCAGCCCGAAUUGUUGUAGCCGCAGUGGCAAGAGCUGCAGCACGAUGCAACAAAGGCAUAGAAGUACUGUUUGCAGUGGCUCUGGAACAUUUUGUGUUGGUAGUUGUGAGAGUUUUAAGGGGACCUACUUCAGCAGAUGAAACAGCCAAGAAGAUUCAAUACCUGAUCCAUUGUCAGUGGUGUGAAGAGAGAAUUUUUCAGAAGGAUGGUAAUAUGGUAGAAGAAAACCCAUAUAGACAACUGCCCUGUAACUGUCACGGAAGUAUGCCUGGAAAGACAGCAAUAGAACUUGGACCUCUCUGGUCAAGUUCCCUUUUCAAUACUGGAUUCCUCAAAAGAAUGCUGUUUGAAUCUCUUCACCAUGGUUUAGAUGACAUUCAAACCCUAAUAAAGACAUUAAUCUUUGAAUCAGAGUGUACUCCUCAAAGUCAGUUUUCAAUUCAUGCACCUUCAAAUCUCAACAAGCAAGAAGAAAAUGGUGUAGUUAUUAAAACUACAGAUGAUACCACAACAGAUAAUUACAUUGCACAAGGAAAGAGAAAAAGUAAUGAAAUGAUUACAACUUUAGCCAAGAAGCAAAAGACUGAUGUCAGUACUGAACAUCCUCCCUUUUAUUAUAACAUCCACAGACACAGCAUUAAAGGAAUGAACAUGCCAAAGUUAAAAAAGUUUUUGUGCUAUCUGUCUCAAGCAGGCUUUCGAGUGAGCCGAACUCAUUUUGACCCAAUGGGUGUUCGUACAGAUGCACCUCUGAUGCAGUUUAAAUCUAUCCUUUUAAAGUACAGCACGCCCACCUACACUGGAGGACAGUCAGAGAGCCAUGGCCAGUCAGCUUCCGACGAUACAGUAACUGACCGGGUUGAAAUGUCAGUGAAUGACAAAGCAGAAGCAAGUGGCUGCAGAAGAUGGUAAACGUAGAAAAUUUCUUCUCAGGUGUCUGUAUAGAUGGCCUAAUCGUUCUCUAUACCAACGCUAGUUCUUUUUCUAUUCUUUCAAUUCAGUGGUGUAAAAAUAAAAAACAGUAUUGUUUUCAUUAAGAAAAUUAGUUUCUAACUUAGCUGGUUUGGGAGCUUUGCUUUUUCAAGUUUUUCUUAUUUUAAAGAAAACUUAAAAUUUUAAUGGAACCAUUUUAUAUGAAGCCAAGUUUCUGAGAUCACCCUACUGCUUAAUAAUUUGGAAAUUUUUCACAUGUGAAGUGUUUGGAAUUUUAUGUACAUUGUGGAAUCCAUCUUUUGCCAUUCUUAAUCACAUCUCUACUUAAACUGAUUCAUGAUGUUUCUUUUUCUGUUUACAGUGCACAAAAUGAAGGUAAAGCCUUUGACCUAUUAAAAUGACUCUGAAUAAAAUAGGAAGAACAGUGUUCUUCCAGGUCACUAAUGUAUUUCACGAUUAGAAAGCUAAAAUAUGUUCCCAUUUUAAGAAAUCAUACUUCUUCCCACAUUGAUCUUUUAUCUCUGGCUUUUGAAAAACUAAAUACUUGCCUGAGAUAGAAAUACAUUUUUUAAUAAGUUUAAGGUCUAGAUGACUAAACUUCAAGAUUUUGUCAAAAUAAAUUUAUACCAUUGUUCUAACAUAAUAGUUGUUCACAAGCACUGAAACCCUGAAAAGGAGAAAUUUUUGUUACAAAUUAAACAGGUUGGGUGAUCUCAGGUACCACCUUGGAUAAUGCACGUACAAUAUUCAUUUGCUUGGUUGUACUACCUCUCAGAAGUAAAAUUUGUCACCUUAUGAAGUGAGGGUUUUUUGAUUUGCAGGUUGGUUUUUUUGUUUCUUUGGUUUGGUUUUUUGGGUUUUGUGUGUGUGUUUGUAUAAAUUUUUUGUGUAAGUAGCCCAAGCUAACAUAACUAUAAAAAUUAGUUGCAAAAAAAAUCUUGUCUCCAUUAAUAAAUAUCAUUUUUGCUUCAUUUAAAUUUAAGAUUUUAGAUGAAAGGAUUUGGCAUAAAGUUUAUGGUUCUGUCUCAAAAAUUUAAUCCAUUUGCCCUAAAGUAUUUUUGAGGGGAAGUAACUUUUUAUAACCAUUAAGCUGGGGUGGGAGUGGGGGUACAAGUGAUAGAUUGAAUUACACUACAUAAGAAAAAAGCAUUUCCAUGACAUAUACAAAAAAAUCUAGGGGAUGGGGAUUAGAUGAACACAGAAUAUUAAUUAGCAGAAAUAAGGAAAAAUCUCUUUGUGUUAUUACAGGAUAUUCCCAAAAGGAUGUUUUUUCUUUCUCCAAUUAAUAUAAUCAUACAUUUUCAGUAAAAAAAAGGAAUAGAUAAUGCAAGUUAGUUUCUGUAAUGACCAUAAAAAAUUCUACUCAAUAAUUCUUGUUAAAAUUUUAACUUAUAAAUAAGCACAAAUAUAAAUAAAGUUAUUAGUUACUUCUUUUUUUUGUUUGUGUAAUUAAAAAAGAAAAAUCACUAUAAAUCCAUGAGGUAAACCAGAAUUCAGAUUAUCUAAUAUAUAUUAUUAAAUUAAAUAUCAGUCUCAAAUUUUGCUAAUGCUUAUCAGCAUGACAUAUAUUGAUCAAUGAUGAGUUGGAUUCAAUGCAAGAAGCCUAAUUUAAUAUAGAAACAUAAACUACUGUUAUCUAAAAUAUAUAUCAAUAUGUAUGUGUAUUAAUUUCACAUGUAAAGACAGAUUUUCAUAAGAAAAGUUUGAUAGGAAAUAGUUUGGAACUCUGUGAUAAGGUAGUGCUAAAAGUGAAAUGACUUUAAAAAUUCCAUUUAGUUCUACAUUAGCAACUUUGUUCCCCUGACAAUAGUAGUAAUUUGGUACACUGCAAAUGUUGACCACAUUGUAAAAUGACCUCAUUUGUAUCCCUCCAUUAAAAUUUGGUAAACAAAGAAACCAGAUCAGGAAA
Messenger RNA from Microcebus murinus (gray mouse lemur), 4535 nucleotides. The record is from RefSeq and is a predicted model, not a curated record. NCBI's taxonomy places the organism in Eukaryota, Metazoa, Chordata, Mammalia, Primates, Cheirogaleidae.